Molecule: messenger RNA, 980 nt
Organism: Neocloeon triangulifer
Lineage: Eukaryota; Metazoa; Arthropoda; Insecta; Ephemeroptera; Baetidae
Product: splicing regulator SDE2
Exons: 4
Coding region: 183-854 (223 amino acids)
Cellular component (GO): nucleus
Source: RefSeq, a predicted model, not a curated record
CACUAUAACUUGUGUUAUUGAUUCCUGUUUCCUCGAAUUCUCGAAUUUUUCCAAAACAUUCAACGCGUUUGAAAAAUUAACUGCAGUACAAACCUUUGUUAUUCUGUGGUUUUGAGAUCGUAUGUAAUUUUCCUCACACGAAGAUCUCCUCACAUUUUGUCUCUGGUCUUGAAGCGGGUACGAUGGAGUGGCUCUCGAAGGACAAAUUCAUCGUCCGAGAUGGACUGGAUCCUUCAGCAGAAUUUUUCCAAAAAAUAGAGCACGAUUUCUACAUGACCUUGGAUGGCAAAGCAGUUUUGUCGCUGGAAAAUGUGCAGAAUGGGUCAGUGGUGCACAUUGUACCCAGAGUCCUCGGAGGCAAGGGAGGUUUCGGCUCCAUGCUCAGGGCCAUCGGUGCCCAGAUCGAAAAGACGACCAACAGGGAAGCCUGUCGAGACUUGAGUGGACGGCGCCUUCGAGAUAUCAACGAGGAAAAGAGAUUGAAAAAUUGGAUCAACAACAAGGCUGAGUUGGACAAGGAAAAGAAGGAGAAGCGGCGCAAGAAGUUGGAGAAAAUGGUGGAGGAGCCGAAAAUCGCCUUCAAGGACAACAAGUACGAAGAGGCGAGGUCGGAGAUGACGGAAAAGGUGGCCGAUGCCCUCGAACACGGUUUGAAAGCAGCUGCUGGAGUCUCUGGAGUGAAGAGGGUAAGCUCGACUGAGCCCCAAACCAAGAAGAAGAAAAAGAAAAUUUGGGGAAUGGAUGACGAGGAUUUGAGCGACUCCGAGGAUGAAUCUGAAGAGGAAGGCUCUGCACAAAAGUCUUCAGAUGACGAUCAAAGCAGCGGAUCAGCAAGUGAGGUCAAAUGUACCUAAGACAAAAAAUCCAAUGACGUGGCUGCAGUGAAAAAUGAAAUUGCUGCCAAUUGAACAUUUAUUUGUGUUUCUUAUAAUUAUUAAUUGUGAAAUAAAUAUAAAUGCAAGAAUUCACUCAAUAGGAAA